Notodromas monacha is the source of this 3309-nucleotide messenger RNA. The record is from the annotation of a GenBank genome assembly. NCBI's taxonomy places the organism in Eukaryota, Metazoa, Arthropoda, Ostracoda, Podocopida, Cyprididae.
AGAUUUCAAUUACAGUAAUUGAAGAAAAAUAUAAAUUGAAUUCUUAGUCAGUUCAUAUCAUUUACGGAUAGUAUGGAUAGAAGUAGAAGAGGAAGCAGAACUUCAACGUCGGAAAUGCCGUCGACUCCAUUAUUGGACAGUGAAGAAGGUGGCCCUGGAGUUCUUUUCAAUAUGUUCAUCGUAAUGGAGGAUCUCCAAGAAAAACUGAAACUAUUAAAUUGCGACGCGGAGUUUUUCAAAGAAAUGGGAAUGAAGCCUUCAAGCAGGCAUUAUUUCGCACUUACAAGCAAUACAGGAGAACAGUUUUACCUUUUUUCGACGCUUUCUGCGUGGUUGAUUCGCAAAACAGGCCGAAAAUUUGAGAAUCCUCAAGAAUACGACGACCCGAAUUCGACUGUGUCAAAUAUUCUUGAUGUUGUGAGAGCUCUUGGUGUUAGCAUCGAUUUCCCGCCCAGUAAACUGAAAACUGGUGCCGGAGAACAAGUUAUCUUCGUUUUGGACAGUUUGGCGGACGCUGCUCUGAAGAAUGUGGGGUUUACUUGGAUGAAACCGCCGCCAAUCCUCGACACGGGUAACGACGACGAAGACGAAUUAAAUGACAACAUUGACGAACAAGAGUUGGUGCUGGAAGCCUUGGAAGAGUCGGAAACGAUACCCGAGGAUUCUGGGGAUUUGGAUGAUGAAGACGAUGACAACGUUUUGCUAAACCUGGAGGAUUUGAAAGGACUGACAGGAAUCGGGAAUAAACUCGACAAGAUGAUGGAGAGCCAAAAACCCGAAGAGGUUAUGGAAAGUUCGACAAACAUAGAAGAGUGGCGUUUGGAAGUAGAAAGAGCUCUGCCUCAUUUGAAAGUCGUUGUCCGAAAUGACAUGCGGGAUUGGAGAACGAGGGUUGAGCAGAUGCAAGAGCACAAGUCGGGCAUUGAGGGCAACUUGAAGGACACGCGAUCGCAGUUGGACAAGUUCCACGCGGACGUUUCCCGUACCCUCGAUAAAGUGAUGACGCGUGAAAAGUAUUUGAACAAUCAGUUGGAACAUUUGUUGGUCGAGUUCCGUAAUGCGCAAGAUCGGGUCGCCGAAUGCAGGCAACAUUACGCGUCCGUCAGCGGCGGAGUUAAUGAGAGAAAGGAAACUUUUCGACAGAUUUCAUCGAAACUUGACGCACUGAAAGAUGAAAUGGAACGUCGGGGUGCUUCUAUGACCGAUGGAAGUCCGCUUGUGAGCAUCAGGAAAGCAUUGACCAGAAUCAAGCAGGAAUUGAUGGCGAUGGAGAUUCGUCAUGGGGUUGUAGAACACACUUUGCUACAGGCACGUCUGAGGGACCGGAGUCUGAUGCAGCGGGAUAUUGCAUCUGUUUCUGGUCCUGGUCGCAUGUCAGCUUGGUGGAACGAUGUAGAAAUGGGCCCACCGGACGCUAUUUUGGGAGUGACAGAGGCUUUCAAACGGGAUACAAACCCGAAGAAGAUCAAUUUGGGCGUGGGUGCUUAUCGUGACGACAAUGGCAAGCCCUUCGUGUUGCCGAGUGUUAAGAAGGCUGUGGAAAUUCUGCAUGACAAGCAUUUGGACAAGGAAUAUGCCGGAAUCAUUGGUUUACCCGAUUUUGUGUCUGCUGCUGUUGAACUCGCUUUGGGAAGCGGAAACACAGUUACCAAGAAUAAAUUGAAUGCAUCAGUGCAGGGAAUCUCAGGAACAGGUUCUCUUCGAAUCGGAGCUGCUUUCUUGAGCAAGUUUAGUCCCGGUCCGAAAGUAGUAUAUCUUCCUUCGCCGUCUUGGGGCAACCACACUCCAAUUUUCAAACAUUGUGGGUUGGACGUCAAGUCUUACAAGUAUUUCGAUGCCGCAACUUGCGGAUUCGAUUUUAAUGGAGCUCUGGAUGACAUUAAGAAAAUUCCUGAGCAUUCCAUCAUUCUGUUGCACGCUUGUGCUCACAACCCUACUGGCGUUGACCCGAAACCAGAUCAAUGGGCUGCGUUGUCCGAGGUCGUUAAGCAGCGGAAGUUGUUGCCGUUCUUUGACAUGGCAUACCAGGGAUUCGCUUCUGGUUGCACGGAUACUGAUGCAUAUGCAGUGAGGAAGUUUAUUCAAGAUGGUCACAACGUCCUGCUCGCCCAGUCGUUUGCCAAAAACAUGGGACUCUAUGGUGAACGUGUUGGUGCGUUUUCUGUGGUGUGCAGUUCUCCGGAUGAAGCAUCGCGGGUUUUGUCCCAAAUUAAAAUCAUCAUUAGACCAAUGUAUUCCAACCCACCUAUCAAUGGAGCAAGAAUAGCCUCGACCAUUUUGCACGAUGCUGCUUUGAAUCAGUUGUGGUUAAAGGACGUGAAGGGAAUGGCCGAUAGGAUCAUUGGAAUGCGUACGAGACUACGAGAUGGGUUGACCAGGGAAGGCUCCAAACGUGACUGGGCACACAUAACUGACCAGAUCGGCAUGUUUUGCUUUACUGGCAUGAAGCCGGCGGAAGUUGAACGCCUCACCAAGGAAUUCAGCGUUUACCUAACCAAGGAUGGACGGAUCUCUGUCGCUGGUGUGUCGUCCAACAAUGUAGACUACCUGGCUCAUGCGAUGCACCAAGUUACCAAGUGAAAAGCUUGCGCCGCUGCGAAUUCCGAAAAAAGGGGUUCCUGUGUGUGAACCCGUGCAGAUCAAAGCGUACAUGCUUUUCGUUAGUUUUCUCCUUUUGCAAGGAAAAUACACCCCGGAUCGUCCUGUGCAACGCAAUUUGUAGGUUGUUUUCGUGGGAAGAGGAAAACUUAGGAAUGGCUUUGUUUUGGGAGCUUUUAUUAAUUUUUUUGUGGCCCAUUGUUGAGAACUUCGUGGAACUGUGCUUUCUGGUGUAAUUAAAGUUGUUUGAUUCAUUUUCGGUCCGCGAGAACGAAUGGCGAUUACUAGACUGAAAAUUUUAGCUUUUUUGAUAGGUUAGAAUCAAGGAAGUCACAGAUGAAUAUUAUAAAAAUUUAAUCCGACGCCAUCUUUUCUUUAACUUUUAUAAAUGGAAAUUUAGGUGAUGAUUGUUUUGAAAUCUAUGAUUUUUCUACAUGUACAAUGCAAUUAUCCCGGCGAUUUUCUUUCGUAAUGAUAGAAAAAGUAGGGUUGGGGUGCUUUUAAAUUUGAUCAAUUUCUCCGGUUUGUAUGUUGAACGACUCAAGGAAAGCCUGAGCAAAGUAGUACUUGUGAAUAUCAAACUUCUUCGUUUUCAAGGUUGGAACUAGGAUGAUAUGAUUUUUAUCACAUUGAAUCGGAAAUUACGCGUAGAACGCGUCGCGCUCGAACCGAAAGGGAAAAUACAAACGGAAAGUGAAGAGACUCGGAAAA